CUCUCUUCACCGUUGGUGCCAAGUUCACAAGUAUCAGAUCUGGUAAACACCUUUCCAAGUUCUUUCUCAAGUAUAUGUACAUUACACACCAUGUUCUUUAAAACACACCAUGUUCUUUAAAGAUGCUAGUUUCUUACUGCUUGAUAUAUAUUAGUCGAAUAGUCCUCUCUGUUUUUAUUUACCUUGCGUUCUAGGUGAUAAAUGACCGGGAAAAAGACCACGGCCUCCUCUGCCGGCCGCACUCGAAAGAAGGCCAAGGUGGUGUUGGAGGAUGAGGAAGAGGCAGGGUUGGAAGAUGAGGAAGAGGCGACUGUGACACUAUCCGUGGAGAAGGACGCACUGGAGUGUGACAUCUGCUGCCUACCCUUCCAGUCCGAAGUUUUUAUGUGCAAGAACGGACAUUCUGUAUGUGCAAAAUGCUGCAUCCGCACGAACGGUAAGUGCUGGACCUGCUCCGAGCGCAUUGGCGACAUACGUUGCCGUCCGCUCGAGAAGCUCCUGGCGGCGGCGACCACCUCCUGCAUGUUCAAGAGCAACGGCUGCUACGACGUCAUCAGCUACCUGGAGAAGGUGACCCACGAGGAGACAUGCCAGCGCGCGCCGUACAAGUGCCCCGUCCACGGCUGCGCCUAUAGCGGCCUGCGGCUCGGCUACCACGUCGCACAGGACCACGGCCACGACGACGACGGCCUCGCCUCCGUCGUCUUUAUCUACGGCAAGGCGGUGGCGACCGUGCGCAAGGACGAGCCGUUCCGCGUCCUGCUGCAGCGCAACACGGAGCGCGUGUUCCUGCUGCUCAACGGCCACGAUUUGCUACAGGGGCGCUCGCUGUCCCUGCUCUGCCUUGGCCCGCGCUUCCAGGAUGGCGUGGAGGUGGAGCUGAAGUAUAAGAUGGAGGUGAGCGGCGGUGCGCCGGGAGCGCUCACGCUGUCGGCGUCUGGCACCAUACCGUUCGCCCGGCGGCUCGAUGGGUUCCAGGCCAAAGGGUUUCUCUUCGUGCCGGAUGCAUACUGGGGCUCCGCCGGCUCGAUUUCCGUCACCGUCAGAAUUUACGUCUGACGUCGCCUCGUGCUAGCUGGUGUGGUGUGGAUAGGUUGAUUCCUACUGGUCAACCGUUCGUUCGUCUCGUUGGUACUUACCCUGGUUCAGUGGUUGUUUAUGCACUCUACGUGCUGAUGCUAGUACUUUUGUUAAUCGCAACAACGUAUGCUAGUACUUUUGUUAAUCGCAACAACGUAUUUCCUGUCGUUUUACAUUCUAUGUUAUUCCCUGGGACCUACUAAUGCUAAAACGUACAGUUGCCUG
This is a messenger RNA of Zea mays, 1305 nucleotides long. Its product is annotated as ubiquitin-protein ligase/ zinc ion binding protein. The record is from RefSeq and is marked validated. Lineage: Eukaryota; Viridiplantae; Streptophyta; Magnoliopsida; Poales; Poaceae. The transcript has 2 exons. Gene Ontology annotation, molecular function: zinc ion binding. Bases 202 to 1059 code for a protein of 285 amino acids.